AUGCCGGCAAUAGGAAUUGACUUGGGGACUACAAACUCAUGCGUGGCGGUUUUUCGGAACGGAAGGGCAGAAAUUAUCGCAAAUGAUCUCGGAAAUCGAGUUACUCCGUCCUAUGUCUCGUUCACGGGAAAUGAAAGACUUGUUGGCGAAGCCGCUAAAGAAGAGGCGACUGAAUAUUUUGAGAAUACUCUUUACCAAAUUAAACGUUUGAUUGGACGAACAUAUGAUGACCCUUCGGUUCAGGCUGAUAUGAAAUUAUGGGGGUUCACCGUUAUUAAUGAUGGUAACAAGCCAAAGAUAUCGGUAGUACAUGGCCACAAAAGAAAUGUAUUCCGCCCAGAACAAAUAAGUGCGAUGGUGCUGGAAUAUAUGAAAAACGCAGCUGAGGCAUUCUUGGGUGAAACCGUAACUGAUGCAGUAAUUACGGUCCCUGCAUAUUUCAACGAUGCACAACGAAGAGCAACUAAUGAUGCUGGGGUAAUCGCAGGUCUCAACGUUAUUGGCAUGAUCAAUGAGCCGACUGCUGCCGCUGUGGCGUAUGGACUAGAUAGGCAGAGCGACAAUGAACGAAAUGUUCUCAUAUUUGAUCUCGGCGGAGGCACCUUCGAUGUUACCAUCGUGAAAAUUAAAGGUCGCAAGUUUAAUGUGAAAGCUACGGGUGGGGACACUCACUUGGGGGGUGAGGACUUUGAUAACAUACUUGUGGAAUAUUUUGUUUCCGAGUUCAAGCAACAACGCGGUGAAGAUAUAUCAAAAAAUAAAAGAGCAUUGAAUCGUCUUCGAGUGGCGUGUGAGGCAGCAAAAAGAAAAUUGUCUUCGUCUACAAACGCUAAGGUUCAAGUCGAUGCUCUGCAAAAGGGAUACGAUUUUCGCAGCAACAUUACACGAGCAAAAUUUGAAAAUCUGAAUUACAAUUUUUUCGUGAGAGUUCUUGAUACCGUGAAGAUUACACUUUCUGAUUCUGGACUUAAAAAGGAAAACAUUGAUGACGUUGUUCUUGUUGGAGGCUCUACGCGGAUUCCAAAAAUCCAAGAAAUGUUGGAAAAGUACUUUGACAACAUAAAGCUUAAAAGAACUAUUAAUCCUGAAGAGGCAGUUGCUUGUGGUGCAGCCGUAUACGCGUCUUCACUUGGUUCUGUAAAAGAUCUCGCUGUAAGUAAUGUUAUUCCACUUUCUAUUGGCUUCGAAAAUUAUGGGGGAACAUUUACUUUUUCUAUUCCACGAAAUACGAAGAUUCCAUCCAAAGUAUGGCACACCUGGUAUACGUCGGCAGAUAACCAAACAACAGUGUCAUUUACGAUAUAUGAAGGUGAGCGCACAUUGGCCAAAGAUAAUCGUUUUCUCGAUAAAUUUACAAUAUCGGGAAUUCCACCUGCACCGAGGAAAAAGGGCAAAGGCAAAGUGCUAAUCGAGAUUAACGCGUGUGGAAUUCUUCAUUUCAAAGCUAUUGAAGAAAUCACUGGAAAUUCAAGUGAAAUAAAAAUUGCAAGAGACAAAGGUGGAUUGAGUGAGAGCGAGAUAAAACGAAUGGUACAGGAAGCAGAAAAGUUUAGGGAUAAAGACCAAGAGCUAAAACAGCGAAGCCAGGCAAGGAAUAAGCUUGAGGAUUACACGUACAGCGUAAAGGAAGGACUGGAUCGAAAAAAUCUAACGCGGAAGCAAAAAGAAGCAAUUAUGAAAAAAGUGAAUAAAAUUCUUCAAUGGUUGGAUAUAAACAAGACAGAACCUCCGCAAAUGUCUGAAUUGGAAGCAAAGAAAAAGAAGUUGGAAAGAGCAAUUAAAUAAGUUCAUAAUAGAUUUUUUCACAUAUUCUGGCAUAUGUACAUACUGAUGAUUACAAAACUCUAAAUAACAAAACUCGCGGACAUUCCGAAACAAACUAUUUAAACGCAAACACGAUUAAUUAAUUAUUCACAUAUCGUAGAUUGUUUUUCCAAAUUGUUUUCCAACUACUGCAUUAAGUACUUUUAAAGUUUUAUUUGGUUGGAAUUACC
Styela clava is the source of this 1994-nucleotide messenger RNA. The record is from RefSeq and is a predicted model, not a curated record. NCBI's taxonomy places the organism in Eukaryota, Metazoa, Chordata, Ascidiacea, Stolidobranchia, Styelidae.